Armigeres subalbatus is the source of this 1253-nucleotide messenger RNA. Its product is annotated as odorant receptor 94b-like. The transcript has 5 exons. Gene Ontology annotation, molecular function: olfactory receptor activity; odorant binding. Gene Ontology annotation, biological process: detection of chemical stimulus involved in sensory perception of smell; sensory perception of smell. Lineage: Eukaryota; Metazoa; Arthropoda; Insecta; Diptera; Culicidae. Bases 96 to 1253 code for a protein of 385 amino acids. The record is from RefSeq and is a predicted model, not a curated record. Gene Ontology annotation, cellular component: plasma membrane.
GAUUUAAUAGUUUGCUUCAAGUAAUAUUGAUACCUUAAACCAUUUAUAAAUAUCCGUUGAAAAAUGUGAACAUCACAGUUUCCAAAAAUCUCACCAUGAAUCCAGUGAUCAAAACACUCCAGAGGCAAGGGUUUUGGAAACGCCCAGACCACACCACUUACAGUGGAGCUCAAGCCGUCGGGCUUAUUGUGGUGGCCAUUGUGUGGCUUGUGAUGCCUGAAGUGAUUUUUAUUUUACGUCAAGAGACCAAUUUUUUCACCAUUAUGAGAAAUUUGGCUGAAAUCUUCACCUUCGGCAUUGUCGUACCACAGGCCUCGAUUUUCCUUUCUCAUCGUGUUUUACUCGAAUGUACGUACACCGAGGUACAGUCCACACUGGACACCAUUGCAAUGGAUUCGAACAAAGAUGUUCAAAGAAUACUCAAAGGAUUGAACAAGUUUUCCGACCGAAUUUUCAAAGGAUACAUCGGUGGUGAAGCAUUUGUGGCUAUUCCUUAUUUUCUGUCCGUACCCUUUACUGUUGUUUUUAAAUAUUUGUACACUGGAGUAUUGCCAGCAUUGCGAGGGAUAUUGGAGUCUGAUUACUUCCUGUUUGAUUAUCAAGCGAACAUAAGGGUGUGGUCAAUAGUCACCGUGUUGAAUUCCAUAGUCAUCAUAUAUUGCGUAUCAUUCUUCAUCUCAAGCCAUAGCUUCUACUGGAGCUUACUAAAUAACGUUUCUGGAUUGUUUGAAAUCAUAAGCUUGAAGAUACAUUGUUUAAAUGAAAUUACUGAAGAAUCGCUGCAUCGUAAAAGACUUGCCGAGAUUAUUGAGGUGCAAGAGGUGGCGUACAGAAGUGCACGAGCUCUGGAAAAGUCACUAAACGUGUUUGUGCUGAUAUUGUACGGUAUGUGCAUCUUCAACGUGUGCAUGACUAUGGUUAUAUUGUCAUUCCCAAACAGCGACCAAGAUUUGCUGUUCAAAAUGCUACUUCUUCUGGUGUAUUUAUUGUUUCACAUAUUUGUUUAUUCCAUGCUUGGCACGGAACUAAUGUCAACGAGUGCAGCAACGGCGGACGCAUUCUACGCAACACAUUGGUAUAUGCGUUCUGUGAACGAGCAGCGUCUCAUUUUGUUUGCACUGGCAAGAUCGCAAAAGAUGGCAACACUGACAACUGGGAAAUAUUUCGAAGUUGGAAGGAACACAUUUGGCAUGGCACUGCAGACUUCCAUGUCCUAUUUCGCCGUUUUACGACAAGUUUAUAGUAACAAAUAA